AUGAAUGUACUCAGGUUGUGUACACUUCGAGGUACUAACAGCAUACUUCAAAUCAAAGAAGUUCUUUCUACUUGUUUCAUACACACCACGGCCAUCCGUUCAACGUUUUGGGAGAAAGAGAAGAAAUCCGGUUAUAAAAGUAAGGUUCCGCUGCCUUCCAGAAAGGCACUAAUUGUGGAAGGUUUUCGUGAACUAAAAAAAGAGAUACAACUAUGGAAAGAUGAAAUGAAAGAAAAAUUAGAAUGUGACCCAAUACUAGUUUAUCGUCCUGGUGAAACGGACGUGGUUUUCAAUUUUAAAAACGAAAGUGCUCUGGAUACGUGGGUUGUGACAACGGAUGCUGAUCACAGGGAGGGCAAAAGUUCAGCAAAACUGGAAUUGAGCUCAGCAGGCGCUGGUUUAUUUCAUGGCAAUGUAAAUUCUGAACAUAUAAAGGAUGGUAUUGUAAAGCGAAGUGGCUAUGCGAAUAUUCGAACAAAGCGAGUGCGGCGGUCUUUCAAGCGUGAGUCAACUUAUGACUGGACGCAAUAUAAUACUCUAGUAAUGAAAGUACGUGGUGAUGGACGUAGCUACCUUAUAAAUCUUCACACUGAAGGGUAUUUUGAUUUACAGUGGAAUGAUGUAUAUCACUACGUUCUUUUUACGCGUGGUGGCCCCCAUUGGCAACUGGUUAAGAUUCCCUUUUCGAAAUUCUUUCUAUCAUCAAAAGGCCGAAUACAAGAUAGGCAAGGACCAAUUCGUUUAGAUCGUGUAACCCAUUUUGGAUUUUCAGUGGGUGCAAAAAAUAAUAUGGAUGGUCCCUUCCAAUUAGAAAUAGAGUAUAUAGGGUUGGAAUUCGAUCCCAAUCACCGCGAAGAAUUCGCAUAUGAAAUGUACAAAACUGAUAAGUACAUUGUUGCGACCUAAACACAUUUUGGAAUCACAUUACACGUUGUUAUCAAGGCACAUUGAUCCUCCAAUGCAACUUGGUUGUUAUGUAAUUUAUUAAGCAAAUAAUCGACCUUACAUUAGUAUAUAUUUGUCAUACUAAACCAAUUAUGAAAGUGAUCUUAAUUCAUGAUUUUGUUAUAAAAUUGUGCAAUGUAAUAUUUACAUACUCUAAAAAUCAACCCUGAGUUAUUGUUUACACUUUCAGUUUUUGUAUUGCAUUAAAAUUCUUAUUGAUCGCCUUUUUCAAUUAGCUGUUUUAAUAUAACAUUUGCGAUAAAUAUUUGCAAACCACCGCAAACGUAUACCUUUUAGUUGCUCUGUGGUGAGUGUAUAUUUAAGUAGGUGUUUUUUAUUUUGUUAAAGUGAAGGCCACGUGGAACCUUUGCCGUUGCUGCACUCAACUUGGAUAAAAAAGACAACAUG
Messenger RNA from Zeugodacus cucurbitae (melon fly), 1353 nucleotides. RefSeq names its product complex I intermediate-associated protein 30, mitochondrial (gene CIA30). The record is from RefSeq and is a predicted model, not a curated record. The transcript is spliced from 3 exons. Gene Ontology annotation, cellular component: mitochondrion. The coding region runs from base 1 to 906 and encodes 301 amino acids. Gene Ontology annotation, biological process: mitochondrial electron transport, NADH to ubiquinone; mitochondrial respiratory chain complex I assembly. Lineage: Eukaryota; Metazoa; Arthropoda; Insecta; Diptera; Tephritidae.